GCUAGAAUUUAAAAAAAAAAAAAAAGAUAGAUGGGAAAACGGAAAAAAAUAUUUUAGAUAUCCGUCAACGGGUCAGCGCCUAGCGGCUAAAAGCCUCCUCCCUCUCCCUUUUUGUGAGAGGCCAAAGCUGUAAAUGGCCAUAAGGCCCUUGAAUUUCACGACAAUCUCUCUUCACCACCAUCACCAUCACCAUCACCAUCACCACCGCCCCCGUCUCAGCCUCUCUCUCCUCUUCUCCCGUUCACCAAUAUCCUCCUCUCUUGCUUCUACCCUUUCCUUCCUCCGCGGAAUCGCCUCCAAAACAUCAUACUCCGCCGUUUCUCAACAGCAACAGCAGCAGCAGCAACAAAAGCUGAGGAAAGAGCUUUUGCUGAAGGAGCUGAAAGAAACCGAAACCCUGGCGCAAAAGAUAGGGAAAGCCAUUAGGCACCCUGGCUUUCCUUCUAAGUCUAGGGUUUACGCCGAUGUCAAUGUUAUUCGUCCUAAAGAGUACUGGGAUUACGAGUCCCUAAUUGUCCAAUGGGGCAGGGAACAAGAUGAUUACGAGGUGGUUAGGAAAGUUGGAAGAGGGAAAUACAGUGAGGUGUUCGAAGGCGUUCAUUGUACUGAUAAUGAGAAAUGUAUUAUCAAGAUUCUCAAACCUGUAAAGAAGAAGAAGAUUAAGAGGGAGAUUAAAAUUCUGCAAAAUCUUUGUGGAGGGCCGAAUAUUGUGAAGUUGCUCGAUAUAGUUAGGGAUCAGCAAUCGAAGACACCAAGUCUUAUAUUUGAAUACGUGAAUAAUACGGAUUUUAAAGUGCUUUAUCCGACACUCUCAGAUUAUGAUAUUAGAUAUUAUAUCUAUGAACUUUUGAAGGCAUUGGAUUAUUGCCACUCACAAGGUAUUAUGCACCGAGAUGUGAAGCCCCAUAAUGUCAUGAUUGAUCACGAGCAGCGUAAACUUCGUCUUAUUGAUUGGGGCCUUGCUGAGUUCUAUCAUCCAGGGAAAGAAUACAAUGUUCGUGUUGCUUCGAGAUAUUUUAAAGGUCCUGAGCUUCUUGUUGAUUUGCAAGACUAUGAUUACUCUUUAGACUUGUGGAGUCUUGGUUGUAUGUUUGCUGGAAUGAUAUUCCGGAAGGAGCCAUUCUUUUACGGGCAUGAUAAUUAUGAUCAACUAGUCAAGAUAGCCAAGGUUCUUGGGACAGAUGAAUUAAAUGCUUAUCUAAAUAAGUACGGUAUCGAAUUGGAUCCCCAUCUUUUAUUUCUUGUUGGGAGGCAUAGUCGCAAACCUUGGACAAAGUUCAUUAAUGCUGAGAAUCAACAUCUGGCAUUACCUGAGGCCAUCGAUUUCCUCGAUAAGUUGCUUCGAUAUGAUCAUUUGGAAAGGCUAACUGCAAAAGAAGCAAUGGCUCAUCCUUAUUUUUACCCGAUUAGAAAUGCGGAAAGCAGCAGAACUCGGACCUAGCAUGCCAACUUCACGAUGAUGAUGUUAAGGCAUGGCAUCUUCUUCUUUCUUCAUAUGCAUGGUUAGAUCCAUAUCCCUUUAUAGAAUGGCAGAAGAUUAAAGUCUUUUUUUUUUUUUUGUGAUUUUCGUGUCUCCCCCAAGGGAAAUGUUUAUGUUUUAUUUUGAAUUAUACCAUAUUUGUGUUUUUUCUUUUCAGAUGAAAAACAGUACUGAAUUACAUUUAUGAUAAUAUUAUUUUGUUUU
Molecule: messenger RNA, 1684 nt
Organism: Gossypium arboreum
Lineage: Eukaryota; Viridiplantae; Streptophyta; Magnoliopsida; Malvales; Malvaceae
Product: casein kinase II subunit alpha-like
Exons: 10
Coding region: 134-1441 (435 amino acids)
Biological process (GO): protein phosphorylation
Cellular component (GO): protein kinase CK2 complex; cytosol; nucleus
Molecular function (GO): protein serine/threonine kinase activity; ATP binding
Source: RefSeq, a predicted model, not a curated record